AGUUUGUUGUUGUUAACCUCAAAAUUUGAAGACUGUUUUGUUAUUUUUGUGUAAAUUCAAAAUAUAAUGGAAAAACCAUUAAAUUGCGUGUUGUGCGGUGGCAAUUUAGCAAAUCUUAAUUUUUAUAAUUUAAUGCAAGACUUCACGAAAUCUAGGACUUUAUUGAUAAAAUUGAUCAGUAAUUGUACAAAAUAUUUGGAUGAUUCCACAUAUCUAAUUUGUGAGCAAUGUUAUGGUUUGUUAAACGAUUUGGAUGAGUUGUAUCGUAAAGCGAAGUUUAUAGAAAAUAAUUUUGUAAGUUAUGUGGCAAAUAAAUCAAGAGAAAAGGUUGAAUGCAAAACCAAAACUGAAAAAUUGGACAUAUUUAAUGCUGAUGAGAAUUUGGAACCUAAAUAUUACAAGGAAAAUAAAGAAACCCCUGAAGAAAAACCACCUACAUUCAAUUUUAUUUGCCACAGCUUAAAAAAAUUCAAUACACAAAAAUCAUAUGAAGCUCAGAAUAAAUUGCCUUACAUAUGUGAAAUAUGUGGUCGCAUUUUCAGACAAAACCACCAACUUAAAAUGCAUUUAAGAUUUCAUAAUGGUGAGAAACCUUUUGAAUGUGAAUUCUGCAAAAAAUCAUUCACACAAAAGUGUGCUUUAACCCGUCACUUGCCAUUGCACACAGGAAAAAAACCACACCAAUGCGAUGUGUGUGGGAAAUGCUUUAUACACCACACGUCGUUUAAUUUACAUAAACUUAGCCAUAAGGGCGAAAAACCGUACAAAUGUGAGUUUUGUGGACUUGCGUUGAUGUCUGGUUCACAUUUGACAAGACACAGAAAAACUCACACAGGGGAAAAGAAACAUGCAUGUGCAGUUUGUGGAAAGUCAUUUGCUGAGAAGUACAAUUUGUCUGCACAUGAAAAGCAACACACUGUUGAGGGUGGAAGCAACAGAAAAUUUAAAUGCCAAAUUUGUGAUAAGUUUUUCCAAAGGAAAGUAAAAUUUCAAGAACACCGCAUGAAUGCACAUCAAGCUAGCAAUGUAACGGUUUUAGAUGAUUUAAAUGUUAAAAAGGAAACUUAAAUGUGUGUUAUGUUUUUUAUCUUGUACUUAAUAUUUUAGCCUAGGCUUUAUAAGUAGGUUGUCUUGUUAUUGACAUACCCAGUAGACGCCUUCUUUAGUUAAGUUUUAGUUUAAAUGUUGAACUAUUUAUAAAUAAAUUAAUACGUUUUUAUUACUUUAAUACUUUAUUAUCACAUACUUAUGUACAGGGUGUCUCAAAAUUAUGAGCAGUAUACAUAACAUAAAAAUGAGAUUUUCCUUAUAUACAGGGCAGCCCAGAUGGUAAGAGAAUCUUACUAAGGAUAAAUUGCUCUUAAAAUUCCAAUUGGAAAUUUCAUUUACAAUUUUUUUUUAAAUUCGCAAAUUUGCAAGAGGUACUUAAUGCUGGAUUUAUGCAGCACACAUUAAAAUUAAGUUAACAUUAAGCUAAUUUAAGGUGGGUAUUUUAUGCAGCAAAAUUAAUGGCAAAGUAAUUUAGACAUCUGACAUUUUUGGUUAGUGUGAAUUUUGUUUUAGCAUCUGUUAGUCAAAAUAAAUGAAAACUAUAAACUGCUCAUCAAACAAUAAUCCAAAGAACACAAUCAUUGAACAAAAAAUAAAUCAUUCAGCAGUAAUGGAUUAGGUUCAUUUAACUUCUUAAUGUUAAUGUUAACUUAAUUAACAAAUUUGGUUCUUCAUAAAUCCAGCAUGCUUUUAGUAUUAUCGAUUUGUAAUCUUGGUUGCCUAUCUACAUUCCAACAAGCUUGAUAAAGAGAAAUACUGUGAUCUUGCAAUUUUGCGAAUUCUACAAAAUGCUGAGGGAAUUUCAAGAGGUAUUCAUCUUAAACUUUUGGGCCGCUUAUUUUGGGGUCACUCUGUACCUAAUGAUCAAGGAAAGAGUUUAUCCAAACAGGCCUCAUCCAUUCGGAAGAGCUGCCAUUUUUCCGAAUGCGUCAUGUUGACAGCCCCCAAAGUUUUGUAAAAAUCCGACGCAGGAUUCCAGGAUAAACAGUGGAAGUCCAUUCGCUUACUUGGAGAUUCAUGUGCAAUUUUGGCGACCGCCAAAAAUAACUGUUUCCCGAUGCCAGAGCACCUGUACGCGGGCUGAACGUACAAGUCCUCCAAAAAAAUCGACUUUCCCAGCCACGUCGAGUACGACGAGUAAAAUAACGCGUAACCGAUGAUGUAGCCGUCGGAUAAUUCGGCCACUAGGCACGUAAACGCCGGGCUUUCGUUAUCGAAACCGUCUUUUUCCAAAACUGAAGCGUUUAUUUUCACUUGGUCUUCCAGUUUCUCGAAUUCCGCCAAUGCCUGAAAGCAAGGU
This is a messenger RNA of Brassicogethes aeneus, 2350 nucleotides long. The record is from the annotation of a GenBank genome assembly. Lineage: Eukaryota; Metazoa; Arthropoda; Insecta; Coleoptera; Nitidulidae.